Molecule: messenger RNA, 987 nt
Organism: Oikopleura dioica
Lineage: Eukaryota; Metazoa; Chordata; Appendicularia; Copelata; Oikopleuridae
Source: the annotation of a GenBank genome assembly
AUGCCGAAAAAGGACGAGUCAUCAGGGGACGAGUUCGUUCCAUCCGGCGAGGAGGAAAAUUCAGCGCCGGAGAAUCAAGGAUCUGACGAAGAAGAAGAGGCCGAGCAGGAAGAUGACUUCGACCCUUAUCAGCCGAGAAAGGCAAAAUUGAAUAGGAAGAAUAUUGUAGAAUCUGAAGAUUCGGAUAAACUAUCGACAGAUCCGGACAACUCGGAUGAAUACGACCCUGAUGAAAAGAAGUCCAAAAUGAAGCGAUCGGCAAAGCACGCAGAUUCGGACUCAGAUGAUCAGCCGAAAUUCACACCAUCACCUAAGAAGAAAAAAAUUGUCCAGAGAAGAAGAAGGCCGCCACGCAGGAGGCCUGUUUCAGAGUCAGACACGGAAGAUUCAGCAAGUACCGCGACAGAAUCAGAAAGUGAUGAAGCCGAAGCGUCUGAUAAAUCGCCCGCUGCUCCGACGGGAAAUACAGUUGUCGAUCAAUUACAAGCGAAGUUUCCCGAUGUUCCAAGAUCUGAUAUCACUAGAGUUUACUAUCAAUCCUCCUGCCAAAUGGACAAGGCAAUCGCGUACCUCACAAACGAAUACAGUCCGAGCAAAUUUUCAAAGCCAAAAGUUGAAAACGGAAGCAGAAGAGUCCCUGCUAACGGCCCUGAUUUGAGCGAAGAAUCAGAAGAGAGCGAGGACGAGAACGAAAAAACAAACCUGCAAUCUGAAGAAGACCAAGAGAGUGAAGACGAAAAACCUGUUGUAAAGAAUAAACGAAAAGCUCUAAAUUCUUCCGAUGAAGAAUGGUGUCCCGCUGCGAAGAAGCAAAAGACAAAAUCCUCCAAGAAAAAGCCAAGCGUCAACUCUCCAGCUCUGACGACGAUGAGAGACCAACAGCCCGUCGCGACGAAUCUGACAUGUCCGAUGGUGGUGUCGAUGACGAUUACUCCGAAGACGAAAAGCCGGCUAAAAGAUCAGCGUCGGCGGAAAAGCCGCUGCUGA